Penicillium chermesinum is the source of this 1620-nucleotide messenger RNA. RefSeq names its product malate synthase. The record is from RefSeq and is a predicted model, not a curated record. Gene Ontology annotation, biological process: glyoxylate cycle. Lineage: Eukaryota; Fungi; Ascomycota; Eurotiomycetes; Eurotiales; Aspergillaceae. Gene Ontology annotation, molecular function: malate synthase activity. The transcript has a single exon. The coding region runs from base 1 to 1620 and encodes 539 amino acids. Gene Ontology annotation, cellular component: cytoplasm; peroxisomal matrix.
AUGUCGUCUGUCGAAGCCCAGCUCAAGGAUGUCGCCAUCCUGGGCAAGAUCCCCAAUGACGCCCGCAAGAUCCUGACGAAGGAAGCCUGUGCCUUCUUGGCCAUUCUGCACCGCACCUUCAACCCUACCCGCAAGGCCCUCCUGCAGCGCCGUAUCGACCGCCAGGCCGAGAUCGACAAGGGCCAGCUGCUCGACUUCCUGCCCGAGACCAAGCACAUCCGUGAGAAUGACGCAUGGAAGGGUCCCCCCCCCGCCCCCGGUCUGGUCGACCGCCGUGUGGAGAUCACCGGCCCUACUGACCGCAAGAUGGUCGUCAACGCCCUCAACGCGGACGUUUGGACGUACAUGGCCGAUUUCGAAGAUUCCAGCGCCCCCACCUGGGAGAACAUGAUCAAUGGCCAGGUCAACCUGUACGACGCCAUCCGCCGCCAGGUCGACUUCAAGCAGGGCGGCAAGGAAUACAAGCUCCGCACCGACCGCACUCUCCCCACCCUCAUCGCCCGUGCCCGUGGCUGGCACCUGGAUGAGAAGCACUUCACCGUCGACGGCGAGCCCAUCUCCGGUAGUCUCUUCGACUUCGGUCUGUACUUCUUCCACAACGCCAAGGAGCUCGUCGCUCGCGGCUUCGGCCCACACUUCUACCUCCCCAAGAUGGAGUCUCACCUCGAAGCUCGUCUCUGGAACGACGUCUUCAACCUCGCCCAGGACUACAUUGGCAUGCCCCGCGGCACCAUCCGUGGCACCGUGCUGAUCGAGACCAUCACCGCCGCCUUCGAGAUGGAUGAGAUCAUCUACGAGCUGCGCGACCACAGCUCCGGCCUGAACUGCGGCCGCUGGGACUACAUCUUCUCUUUCAUCAAGAAGUUCCGCCAGAACCCCAACUUCGUGCUUCCCGACCGCUCCGACGUCACCAUGACUGUGCCCUUCAUGGACGCCUACGUCAAGCUGCUCAUCAAGACCUGCCACCGCCGCGGCGUCCACGCCAUGGGUGGCAUGGCCGCCCAGAUCCCCGUGAAGAACGACCCCGUCGCCAACGACAAGGCCAUGGAGAGCGUGCGCGCUGACAAGCUCCGGGAAGUCCGCGCUGGCCACGACGGCACCUGGGUUGCCCACCCAGCCUUGGCCUCCAUCGCCUCCGAGGUCUUCAACAAGCACAUGCCGACCCCCAACCAGAUGUUCGUGCGACGCCAGGAGGUCCACAUCACCGCCAACGACCUGCUGAACACCAACGUGCCCGGCAAGAUCACCGAGGACGGCAUCCGCAAGAACCUGAACAUCGGCCUGAGCUACAUGGAGGGCUGGCUACGCGGCGUGGGCUGCGUGCCUAUCAACUUCCUGAUGGAAGACGCUGCGACCGCCGAGGUCUCCCGCAGCCAGCUGUGGCAGUGGGUGCGUCACGGAGUGACCUCCUCCGAGGGCAAGAAGGUGGACAAGGCGUAUGCGCUGCGUCUGUUGCAGGAGCAGGCGGACAGCCUUGCGUCGCAGGGCCCCAAGGGUAACAAGUACCAGCUCGCGGCGCGGUACUUCGCGGGCCAGGUGACUGGCGAGGACUACGCGGAUUUCCUGACCAGCUUGCUGUACAACGAGAUCUCUUCGCCUGGCGCGGCGGCCAAGCUGUAA